AUGUCGUAUGAUUUGGCAGUAGCAGAAAGUCCGGCUUAUUCACCCUUUUUUGGAUAUAUGGGAGCUGCAUCAGCGCAGAUAUUCACCGUACUUGGCGCAGCCUAUGGGACGGCUAAGUCAGCUGUGGGUAUCUCCAGUAUGGGUGUAAUGCGUCCGGAACUAAUCAUGAAAUCCGUGAUUCCAGUUAUUAUGGCUGGCAUUAUUGGUAUCUACGGUCUAGUUGUGGCAAUGGUACUAAAAGGCAAAGUGACGAAAGCUUCAGAUGGUUAUACUUUAGAUAAAGGAUUCGCUCAUUUAGCUGCUGGUCUUACAUGUGGUCUAUGUGGCCUUGGUGCUGGUUAUGCUAUAGGUAUUGUGGGUGAUGCAGGAGUUAGAGGAACUGCUCAACAACCACGACUUUUCGUUGGCAUGAUCCUCAUUCUGAUCUUCUCCGAGGUUCUGGGCUUAUAUGGCAUGAUUGUGGCUCUAAUGUUGGGAGCAUCGUAA
Brugia malayi is the source of this 486-nucleotide messenger RNA. RefSeq lists its product as uncharacterized. Gene Ontology annotation, cellular component: proton-transporting V-type ATPase, V0 domain. Gene Ontology annotation, biological process: proton transmembrane transport. Gene Ontology annotation, molecular function: proton-transporting ATPase activity, rotational mechanism. The coding region runs from base 1 to 486 and encodes 161 amino acids. The transcript is spliced from 3 exons. The record is from RefSeq and is a predicted model, not a curated record. NCBI's taxonomy places the organism in Eukaryota, Metazoa, Nematoda, Chromadorea, Rhabditida, Onchocercidae.